AUAGCAUCAAAUUCCCUUAGACACAAACCAAUCAGUACAACACAGCUCUGUCUCUCAUUUAUUGCAUCUUAUCUUCAGUUGUACAUCAUGUUAUCGAUAUCUAGCCGGUCCCUGAAGCAACAGGAUUCCCAAAAAUCAACAGCAUCCACACCAAGAUCACCUCUGCAGCCUCCAACUUUCGGGAACUUGGUCACCAUUCUUAGCAUCGAUGGAGGCGGAAUUAGAGGACUUAUACCCGGAACAAUUCUCGCUUUCUUGGAGUCUGAGAUUCAGAAACUGGACGGUGAGGAUGCAAGAUUGGCAGAUUAUUUCGAUGUGAUUACUGGAACUAGCACCGGGGGUAUUGUCACUGCUAUGCUCACUAUUCCGAAUGAACAAAAUCGCCCAUUGUUUGCUGCUAAAGAUAUUAAUACAUUCUAUCUCGAACACUGCCCCAAAAUCUUUCCUCAAGACACGUCUGCUUUUGCUCCUGCGACGAAUCUGGUCAGGUCUUUGAGAGGACCAAAAUAUGAUGGUAAAUAUUUACGCGAAAUUGUGAGGGAGAAACUAGGAGAUGUACGGUUAGAUCAGACAUUGACAAAUGUCGUCAUCCCAACGUUUGAUAUUAAACGCCUUCAGCCUACUGUCUUCUCCAGCUACGAGGUGAAGAAGAACCCAAGCUUGAAUGCUCUUCUAUCGGAUAUAUGCAUUGCAACUUCAGCCGCUCCGACUUAUCUUCCUGCUCAUAAAUUUGAAACCGUUGAUUCCACUGAAAAAGUGAGGGAAUUCGAUCUUAUUGAUGGUAGCGUGGCCGCUAAUAAUCCGGCUUUGGUGGCUAUGAAUGCUGUGAUGAAAGAAAUCAACCGGGCUAAUCCUGAUUUCUUCCCUAUAAAGCCAACAGACUAUACCCGAUUCUUGGUUCUAUCCUUAGGAACCGGUUCAGCAAAAUGUGAAGAAAAAUUUGAUGCGAGUGAUGUGGCUAAAUGGGGAUUGCUGGGAUGGUUAACCAGUGAACAUUCCACUCCGUUGAUUGAUGCGUUCAUGCAGGCCAGCAGCGAUAUGGUUGAUUUUCACAUCUCCACUGUUUUUCAGGCUCUUCACUCUGAAGAAAAUUACAUUCGGAUUCAAGAAGAUACGUUAACUGGAAAUCUGUCUUCAGUAGAUAUUGCGACGGAGGAAAACUUAAAUAAUCUCGUCAAAGUCGGUGAAGAGUUGCUAAAAAAACGAGUGGCGAGGGUUAAUUUGGACACUGGCGCCUUUGAACCAGCAUAUAAGGCUACAAAUGAACAUGCUCUUAUAAAGUUGGCUAAAAUAUUGUCGAGGGAGAAGCUGCUUCGUGAAGCCAGGUCACCGCAUGGAAAAGCUGUUGCUCCGAGAGAAACAUCUGAUUAAAUUCCAAUCCUGCUAAAGAAUUCGAUUCUUUAAAAUUUACACUUAGAUUGCCGAUUGUUUUGUGCUUAAUGGUGAUUUAGAGAAUUACAAGUCCGAGUCUUCGUAUCUAUUUUUCAUUGAUAUU
Mercurialis annua (annual mercury) is the source of this 1495-nucleotide messenger RNA. Its product is annotated as patatin-like protein 2. Gene Ontology annotation, biological process: lipid metabolic process. Lineage: Eukaryota; Viridiplantae; Streptophyta; Magnoliopsida; Malpighiales; Euphorbiaceae. The coding region runs from base 88 to 1371 and encodes 427 amino acids. The transcript is spliced from 6 exons. The record is from RefSeq and is a predicted model, not a curated record. Gene Ontology annotation, molecular function: glycerophospholipase activity; monoacylglycerol lipase activity.